AUGGCAACGAUGAAAGCCGCGGUAAUGCAUGAAGCAGGCGGCCCAGAGGUCCUCAAGCUUGAACAUCUUGACAUUCCAACUCCAAAAGAUGACGACGUUCUCAUUCGGGUCAAGGCAUUUGGCCUCAACCGUUCCGAGCUCUUCACCCGUCAAGGCCACAGUCCAGGAGUCAAACUCCCUCGGGUCCUUGGUAUUGAGGCUGCAGGCGUGGUAGACAGAAGUCCUGGAGGCCAAUUCAAACCUGGCCAAAAAGUUGCCACUGCCAUGGGAGGAAUGGGACGGGACUUCAAUGGCGGAUACGCCGAAUACACGUGCGUCAAGGCAAGCAAUGUACAGGCACUAGAGACUGACCUGGACUGGACCAUCGUGGGAGCAGUGCCUGAAAUGCUACAGACAGCAUAUGGAUCUUUGUUCAAGGCGCUGCGAUUGACGCCCAAAGAUCGUCUCCUGAUCCGUGGAGGGACGACCUCUGUCGGACUUGCAGCUGCUUCUAUCGCCAAAAACCAUGGCUGUUUCGUUGCAUCAACAACGCGGAAGUCUGGGAAGCCCACGGCCGAUUUGUUACACAAGAGUGGAGUAGAUCAGGUCAUCGUUGAUGACGGCAACGUUGCUGAACAGGUGAAAGCGGACAAGUUCGACAAGGUCUUGGAAUUAAUCGGGACAACCACUCUGGAAGACUCAUUGCAGUGUGCGGCUGGAGGAGGAAUUGUCUGCAUGACUGGGAUCGUUGGAAAUAAAUGGGCUCUCGAUCAUUUCGCUCCGAUGGAUGCCAUCCCAAACACUGUCUGCCUGACUAUUUAUUCGGGUGGUCCUGAUGAGUUCAAGGAAACUCCACUGAACGACCUAUUGAAGCAGAUUGACAACGGGACAUUGCCUGUCCAGAUUGGCAAGGUCUUCAAGCUGGAUGAGAUCGUCCAGGCACACGACGCCAUGGAGAAAAAUCUCGCCCGCGGCAAAAUCGUCGUGCUGGCGGAGUAG
Exophiala dermatitidis NIH/UT8656 is the source of this 978-nucleotide messenger RNA. RefSeq names its product zinc-binding oxidoreductase. The coding region runs from base 1 to 978 and encodes 325 amino acids. Gene Ontology annotation, molecular function: oxidoreductase activity. The transcript is spliced from 2 exons. NCBI's taxonomy places the organism in Eukaryota, Fungi, Ascomycota, Eurotiomycetes, Chaetothyriales, Herpotrichiellaceae. The record is from RefSeq and is a predicted model, not a curated record.